Messenger RNA from Thalassophryne amazonica, 925 nucleotides. It is a transcript of the gene eef1akmt2, whose product is annotated as EEF1A lysine methyltransferase 2. Gene Ontology annotation, biological process: peptidyl-lysine monomethylation; peptidyl-lysine dimethylation. Gene Ontology annotation, cellular component: cytoplasm. Bases 58 to 759 code for a protein of 233 amino acids. Gene Ontology annotation, molecular function: protein-lysine N-methyltransferase activity. Lineage: Eukaryota; Metazoa; Chordata; Actinopteri; Batrachoidiformes; Batrachoididae. The transcript is spliced from 6 exons. The record is from RefSeq and is a predicted model, not a curated record.
AUCGCAAAGUAUUUUGGGAAUUGUAGGCGGUGAUGACCUGACAAUUUUCGCUGCAGCAUGGAAGAAUCCGGUCUUUGCGAAAAUGCCUCUGAUUCAGAAGAGGACAGAUGUUCAGAUGAUGAUUUUGGACCUUCAAAUCUUGGAACUAAAGAGUAUUGGGAAGAUGCAUAUCAAAGAGAACUCGAAACAUUCAAAGACAUUGGAGAUGUUGGUGAGAUAUGGUUUGGAGAGGAAAGCAUGAACCGUGUCCUUCAAUGGAUGGACAAAGCGAAGAUCCAAGAAAAUGCUGCCAUUCUUGAUAUUGGCACUGGAAAUGGAGUCUUUUUAGUUGAACUGGCUAAACACGGAUACAGGAACCUGACUGGUAUAGAUUAUUCUCCAGCCUCUGUAGAAUUGGCUAGGAAUGUGCUGCAGGCAGAGGACUUGAGAGAGGUCACUGUAAAGGAGAUGGACUUUUUAAACUCUCAUGGUGAGCUGAAGGGUUUUGAUGUCUGCAUUGACAAAGGAACAUUUGAUGCAGUCAUCCUAAACCCAGACAACACAAAGGAGAUCAAGAAACUCUAUGUCCAAGCUCUCAAAGAUGCUCUCAAGGACAAAGGAUUCUUUGCAGUUACCUCUUGCAACUGGACAAAAGAACAGCUUCUGGCUAGGUUCACAGAAGGAUUUGAAUUUGUUGAGGAGUUACCAACACCAAAAUUCCAGUUUGGAGGCAAGAUGGGCAACAGUGUGACAUCACUUAUAUUCAAGCGAGUAUAUUAAUUCAAAGUAUAUAGUAUAUUAAUUUGGCAGUGGAAGUUCUCCUACCUGCACGUCUUUUUUUUUUUUUGUACCAGACUGAAUGAUUUUGUUUAUUUUUAUUCUACAGACUAUGUAAUGAUGCAGAACUUGAGUGAGGCAGUUCUGAUUUCAAAUAAAUAGUUUAUCA